Molecule: messenger RNA, 357 nt
Organism: Aspergillus heteromorphus CBS 117.55
Lineage: Eukaryota; Fungi; Ascomycota; Eurotiomycetes; Eurotiales; Aspergillaceae
Exons: 2
Coding region: 91-285 (64 amino acids)
Source: RefSeq, a predicted model, not a curated record
CCGAGCCGUGAUGGUGUCAACAAGACACUAGCAAUGUAUAUCGAUGGGUGGAACGUGUAGCUAAUCGAGGCCGGAUUCGACCCCUCGACCAUGACCUGGCGCUUGUACUUUGUACUAUGCGUGGUUAUGGGAGGCCAUGGGUUCGGGCCCGCAUUAGCUUCCUCCCCGGUGCGUCCGCAUUUGAUACCUCCAAAAGCAUGUGAAUUGCUUGACCAAUGUUUAUCACAACCGCCGCGAUGGAAGCGCGGAUAUUGCUACUCCUACUCCUUCAACGUACUGCCUUGAGCGCCUUGACAGCCUCCCUUCCCCUUCCCCUUCCCCUCGUCUAGGCACAUGUCCAUUAUGACUACCUGCCGA